CAGCCGCAUAAACCCUUGUCUCUUAACAUCACCCUCAAGCCAUGGCGUCAUUCCACCUUCAAAAAGCGUUGAUUAACCCUCAAUUCGAAGGGUAUAAACUGCAUUCGAUUUCUCAAAAUGGCUCAGUAACACGGUAUAAUCUGGAACACAAGGCGACCCAGGUCACUUCAUCCAACAAAUCCCUGUUGACCUUCAAAGAGAUGCAGAGUAGAAUAUCCCACAAUCACCUUGCAACUUGCGAAAAAUAUGCCGUAUAUGUCGACUCGCAAUUCAAUCUUAUUGCUAUAUUUCUCGCGCCGGAAACCAACCAACCCAAUUUUCGUGUCGUGUUUGAGAUACCACACUCCCUCGAAUCUGCCUCUGUUGAAACCCAUCGUAACGAGUACCCCUCAGCGGCAUUUUUGUCGUCCUCAGUCGUAUUACUCGCCGAUGGCAGCGGUUCACUGUAUGUCUUACGAACUACAGAGAGAGGCCCUUUCGAGUUGAUAUCCUUCUAUCAACUACCAUCGUCUCCUGGCCUUCCUUUCCGCAUUCAUUCUGUGGAAUUCAGGUCUCCAGACACUGUUCUGGCAAUCCUGUCAUCUCGGAACUAUGCGGAUGGCAAUGGUGCUCCAGUUGCAAAGAAACACGGCCAUAUUGACUUCGACGUUUGGGCGGUCAAGCUUGAUGUCCUCAAUGUUGUAUCUUCCGACGUUCAGACGAUGAAUGUUGUCUGGCAGCGACGGGGUGACGAUGUUCCUACUUAUGUCACCUACGUCCCAUCCCGUCAAUGUCACUUACUAGUCGGUGGCUCGGUGUAUCGAAAUAUUGGAACAGGCCCCCUUCCGUCGUAUUCGCCAAUGCCGGAUGAAAUUGUACCAAUACCGCGGGCCGAAGAGAAUUUCGACAGCGCAGAGAACGGCCCCACGAAACCCCCUCCCUACUCUUGGUACCAGACAACUGAUUCCCUUACAAUCGCCUUCCCCCUUCCUUAUACUACCCCAAAGUCUAACAUUCAUAUCGAAUUUUCCCUCCACUCCGUAACCCUGCACAUCCACGGUGAAGCCCUAGAAGCUAUUCCUUUCCCAGACUAUCACAACGAGGCGUUUUGGGGUGGAAUCGAUUCAUCCUCGUGCCUAUGGACUUGGGACCGAGAGGCAGAACACUCUUUUGGACUGCUAACUCUUCAUUUAGAAAAGCAGCAUGAAGGAACGAGAUGGAUGCGGGUCUUCAAGAACAAUACUAUUGACGUUCCUGAGACCCUCGAUCCCUCAGAGUUGUAUAAAAUCCGAGAAGCGUUGGAAAAAUACACAGCUACUCUGAGGGAUGGCGAGGACAUAAGCGGACUGGGAUUAGGAAGAGGAGUUCCCAGUUUUGCUGGGGGCGAGAUUGAUGAAGAAGUAGACGGUUCUGUGGGCCAACAGGCGUACUUAACCUGGGUCGGGAUCGACGGAUAUAGCCCCUCCUGGGCCUCAGGAUCCCAUGAGAUCCCGAUCCGGCUUCUGUCUACACCACUGCCCGGCAGCGCCACCCCGAUUGUCUCUCUAAUCACCAAAGAAAGUGUCGACGGAACGGUUUUCACCCUUGGAUCUGAAGAUAUAUCUGAAUGGAUCCAUACGUCCACCUUUUCGGCGCUCGCUUUUGUCCUCGCGUCGAAGCGUGACACUAGAUUUAUCUAUCAUACCAACGCCGCCGUGCUGGCCUUCGAAAGCGGUGCACAGAACAGGGGUGCAAACGUUUAUAUCUACCGGGCCGUGCCCCCGAUGGAAAAAUGGGCUAAACAAGCUAUUCUGAAAGUCAACGACGGAGUAGGUGGGUCUCUUUUGGGAGUAGGGGCCAUCGAGACACAGGAAGGAAGACAGAUGGUUAUAUGUCUUGCCGAAAACGAGCUGGUCACCAUAAAAGAUAUAUGAAAGGAUGAAAAAGGGAUUGAGAUUCGGGUAAUGCACGUAAGUACUGGGGGGAAACGUUACAGAAUGUAUGGUCAAUGUUGUACGAUAUUAGUGAUCACAAAUGUAGAAACUGUCGAUGCUAUUAGUGAAUGCGCAGUGCUACAUCAGGAUAUC
Molecule: messenger RNA, 2045 nt
Organism: Guyanagaster necrorhizus
Lineage: Eukaryota; Fungi; Basidiomycota; Agaricomycetes; Agaricales; Physalacriaceae
Exons: 2
Coding region: 42-1892 (616 amino acids)
Source: RefSeq, a predicted model, not a curated record